Molecule: messenger RNA, 598 nt
Organism: Dimorphilus gyrociliatus
Lineage: Eukaryota; Metazoa; Annelida; Polychaeta; Dinophilidae
Source: the annotation of a GenBank genome assembly
AAUGGAUUAUCAAGACAAGUGUCCAUUUAAUAAUUUCUGUGGUUUUGAACUUCGUAAUUCAUUGCAUAAUAGACAUUUAACUUAUUUUCAAAACGAGAAGAAUAAAAAAGAUGAUAAAAAGAUUUCAUUGACUAUUGUCAAUAGGCCUAAUGACCAGAAAGAGUUUUCAGAUAUUAUUGCAGUUUUACUGGUUUCAACAAAUUCGGAAAAAUGUAUACAUUUCACUGGAAUAACUGGUCUUGAUAAAGAAUAUUCUUUCUUAGAUGUAGAAUUAUUGGGAAGAAAAUUUUUAAGUGAACCAUUUAAAAGGGUCAAAAGUUUAAGAAUUCGUAAAGAUAGCUGGAAAUUUUUUAUCCCAGGUUAUCUUGUUCAAAUAUUUAUUCAGAAUUCAAAUGGAACACUAAAACAAAUUGGUGAUUUAAUGAAGGAAGAAGAAAUUUUACAUAUAUUUGGUUCUUUCUUUACAGAUAAUCUUCAAAAUACGCAAUCCGAGCAGUUACUUACAUCAUCUAUUGAAUUUGAUGAAAUUGCUAUCUAUAAUGGAAAAUGUAUUGGUGAAAUUUCUGGUAAGGUUAAUCAAUUUGGUCAGCCAUUUUGA